Molecule: messenger RNA, 2346 nt
Organism: Indicator indicator
Lineage: Eukaryota; Metazoa; Chordata; Aves; Piciformes; Indicatoridae
Gene: TRPC1
Product: transient receptor potential cation channel subfamily C member 1
Exons: 13
Coding region: 1-2346 (781 amino acids)
Biological process (GO): manganese ion transport; calcium ion transmembrane transport; regulation of cytosolic calcium ion concentration
Cellular component (GO): cation channel complex; membrane
Molecular function (GO): protein binding; inositol 1,4,5 trisphosphate binding; store-operated calcium channel activity
Source: RefSeq, a predicted model, not a curated record
AUGGCCGCCUUGUAUCAGAGUGCGGACCCGUCCGCUUCGGCCUCUCCCAACAAGCUGCUAGCGUUGAAGGAUGUGCGGCAGGUGAAGGAGGAGACCACCCUGGACGAGAAACUCUUCUUGCUGGCCUGCGACAAAGGUGACUAUUACAUGGUUAAGAAACUCUUAGAGGAAAACAGAUCGGGUGAAAUGAACAUAAAUUGUGUGGAUGUGCUUGGACGAAAUGCUGUUACCAUAACUAUUGAAAAUGAAAACUUGGACAUACUACAGCUUCUCUUGGAUUAUGGCUGUCAGUCAUCGGAUGCACUUUUGGUGGCUAUUGACUCUGAAGUGGUGGGAGCUGUUGACAUUCUACUUAAUCACCGACCAAAAAGAUCCUCCAGACCAACCAUUGUAAAACUCAUGGAACGCAUUCAGAACCCAGAGUACUCUACAACCAUGGAUGUGGCACCUGUCAUUUUAGCUGCUCAUCGGAACAACUACGAAAUUCUCACCAUGCUACUGAAGCAAGAUAUAUCCUUGCCUAAGCCUCAUGCUGUAGGCUGUGAAUGCACGCUGUGUACUGCAAAGAACAAAAAAGACAGCCUGCGACAUUCCAGGUUUCGUCUUGACAUUUAUCGGUGUUUGGCCAGUCCUGCUUUAAUCAUGUUGACAGAGGAGGAUCCAAUCUUACGAGCUUUUGAACUUAGUGCAGACUUGAAAGAAUUAAGCCUUGUUGAGGUUGAAUUCAGAAACGACUAUGAGGAGCUAGCUCGGCAGUGCAAAACCUUUGCUAAAGAUUUGCUUGCACAAGCACGGAAUUCACGGGAGCUGGAGGUUAUUCUGAAUCACACAUCUAGCGAUGAACAUGUAGACAAGCGAGGAUUGUUGGAAGAGAGGAUGAACUUGAGUCGAUUAAAACUUGCCAUCAAGUAUAAUCAAAAAGAGUUUGUUGCUCAGUCUAACUGCCAGCAGUUCCUAAACACUGUGUGGUUUGGACAGAUGGCAGGCUAUCGACGCAAGCACACAUGCAAGAAAAUUUUGACUGUUUUGAUGGUUGGCAUUUUCUGGCCACUUCUGUCUCUGUGUUACUUGUUAGCUCCUAAAUCUCGACUGGGUCGAAUAAUUCACACUCCUUUUAUGAAGUUUAUUAUUCAUGGAGCUUCAUAUUUCACGUUUUUACUGUUACUUAAUUUGUAUUCCCUUGUCUACAAUGAGAAUAAGAAGAAUACAAUGGGACCAGCACUUGAGAGGAUAGACUAUCUUCUGAUAAUAUGGCUAAUUGGAAUGGUGUGGUCAGAUGUUAAAAGACUGUGGUAUGAUGGUUUAGAAGACUUUUUGGAAGAAUCUCGUAAUCAGCUUAGUUUUGUCAUGAAUUCCCUGUAUCUGGCAACUUUUGCUCUAAAAGUAGUUGCCCAUAACAAGUUUCAUGAUUAUGCUGAAAGGAAGGACUGGGAUGCAUUCCAUCCCACCCUAGUGGCAGAAGGUCUUUUUGCUUUUGCUAAUGUUCUUAGUUAUCUGCGUCUCUUCUUCAUGUACACAACCAGCUCUAUUCUGGGACCACUCCAGAUUUCAAUGGGGCAGAUGCUACAAGAUUUUGGAAAAUUUCUGGGCAUGUUUCUCCUUGUCUUGUUCUCAUUCACAAUUGGAUUGACACAGCUUUAUGAUAAAGGAUUUACUGUCAAUGAAGAAAAAGACUGUGCGGGUAUUUUCUGUGAGCAGCAGAGCAAUGACACAUUCCAUUCGUUUAUUGGCACAUGUUUUGCUCUGUUCUGGUACAUAUUCUCCCUGGCACACGUAGCAAUCUUUGUCACGCGUUUUAGCUAUGGAGAAGAAUUGCAGUCUUUUGUGGGUGCUGUUAUUGUUGGUACCUACAACGUGGUGGUUGUGAUAGUAUUAACUAAACUCCUUGUGGCAAUGCUUCAUAAAAGUUUUCAGCUGAUAGCGAAUCAUGAAGAUAAGGAAUGGAAGUUUGCUCGUGCCAAGCUUUGGCUUAGCUACUUUGAUGACAAAUGCACACUCCCUCCACCUUUCAAUGUUAUUCCCUCCCCCAAGACUAUCUGUUAUCUUUUCAACAGUCUUAGUAAAUGGAUCUGCUCUCAUACAUCAAGUGGCAAAGUGAAACGUCAGAACAGCCUAAAGGAAUGGAGAAAUCUGAAGCAAAAGAGGGAUGAGAACUACCAAAAGGUCAUGUGCUGCUUAGUCCAUCGUUACUUGACUUCCAUGAGACAAAAGAUGCAAAGCACAGAUCAGGCCACUGUGGAAAACCUGAAUGAGCUGCGGCAAGAUUUGUCAAAAUUCCGGAAUGAAAUGAGAGACCUGCUUGGCUUUCGAACUUCUAAGUAUGCCAUGUUUUAUCCAAGAAACUAA